Molecule: messenger RNA, 3638 nt
Organism: Lethenteron reissneri (Far Eastern brook lamprey)
Lineage: Eukaryota; Metazoa; Chordata; Hyperoartia; Petromyzontiformes; Petromyzontidae
Product: beta-1,4-galactosyltransferase 5-like
Biological process (GO): carbohydrate metabolic process
Cellular component (GO): Golgi apparatus
Molecular function (GO): UDP-galactose:glucosylceramide beta-1,4-galactosyltransferase activity
Source: RefSeq, a predicted model, not a curated record
CGUUCUGGGCGACUUCCCCCUUCAUGGCAACGGCGGGAAGGCGGCGGCGGUGGCGGCGGACGAGCUAUCGUCGCUUGCGCUGAAGAGAAAUACAUUUGUACUAAAAGCAUUAAAUUAAAAAAAAUUACAAACAGUGGCGAACGUUCAAAAAUAUAUACGCAAGAUCAAAUUGCAACUAAGAUGAAGAAAUCGUCCCGCCGUUUGUUGGCGUUGCUUUUCCUCUUCAGUUUUUCAUCGUCUUUUAUGUACUUCAUUUACGUCGCACCGGGCAUAGCAAACACGUACCUGUUUGUGAUCCAAGCACGCACCAGUGAGGUGCAUCGAAGCCUGGGGAAUUUCUACGCACAGGUGAUCCGGGUUGGCAUGAGGGCGCCAAACUCGUCCCUAAACGAUACUGAAUCGACAGCGUACCGGAUAAACUCGAGUGAUUAUCAGAUGGAGAUGACCACUUACCUGCCAGCAGGAUUUACUUAUCGGCCAGACCACAUUUGUCCAGAGCGACUGCCAUCCAUGAAGGGUGAGAUGGAGGUGAAUAUGAGCGAGGUGAGCAUGGGGGAGGUGUCUCGCCAGCUGGCGCGCGACAUGCAUAUCGAGCCUGGUGGAUUCUGGAGACCCUCGGAUUGCCAGCCUCGCUGGAAGGUGGCAAUCCUGAUCCCCUUCCGCAACCGGCAUGAGCAUCUGCCCAUCCUACUCCGGCACCUGCUGCCGAUUCUGCACCGCCAGCGGCUGGAGUUUGGCAUAUUUGUUGUGGAGCAGGCGGGUAGCCGACUCUUCAACCGUGCAAUGCUCUUCAAUGCGGGCUUCAUGGCUGCACUGCGCUCAUACUCCUGGGACUGCUUCGUGUUUCACGAUGUGGACCAUGUGCCUGAGAAUGACCGUAACUACUACGGGUGCAGCGAGAUGCCUCGCCACUUUGCUGUCAAGCUGGACAAGUAUGCCUACAAGUUGCCGUACACUGAAUUUUUUGGCGGCGUGUCGGGCCUUACUACAGAACAGUUCAAGACUAUCAAUGGAUUUCCCAAUGCCUUUUGGGGCUGGGGUGGAGAGGAUGAUGAUCUCUGGAACAGGGUCACGUUUGCCGGCUACAAUGUGAGCCGGCCAGAGGGAGAGAUCGGGAGGUACACAUCCAUCCCCCAUCAUCACCGUGGCGAAGUUCAGUUUCUGGGACGGUACUCUCUGCUGAGACGUUCGAGGGAGAGAAGCCAGCUUGACGGCCUCAUCAACCUGCGCUUCGAGCCCACAGUCAGUGUGGAGCAGCUGUACACCAACAUUUCCAUUCAUCUGACACCUGACCUCGCGCCUGUGUCGGAUUACUAAGACGCAUGCGCACGUUCGGAAUAUCACUUAUUAAAACGCGUCUCUUUACACGUCACCUCUAAGCAGAAGCAAGCGUCUAGUUUUCGUGGCAGCUCUAUUUACACGUCAAUAUUUGAUGAGUUGUACUGCACAGUGCUAAAGUCCCAAGCUGGGCCAACACACUUCUGCAGAACCGCUGGCUUCCUUAGCUCUUUAUUUUCAAGUGAUGUGGAGGGUAUUGUUGAACAAAAACAAAAUUAGCUCGUCAUCGCUGAUAAUGCUGUAGAUUAUAGUGGUCUAGCUCAAGAUCUAUCGUUUUAUUUUACUUCAAGCUAUUCAAGUCAUCUAGCUCAAGUGCAUCUAAAACAAGUGUUUCCCCAUACCUUAAAAAAUUUGGAGGUCAAUAUUAUAAUUGUAAAAUGUUGUGUGUUGGCAUCUCAGUGCAAUUGCAUAUGUAUAUAUUUCUUGAUGUCUUAAUUUAAAUACAAUGGAGAUAGUGGCUGGCAAAUUGGUGUAGUUAAUAUAACUACCUUUACAUUUAUGGUAAUUGACUUGACUAUUGCACUAUGCUUUAUAAUGUCUGAUUCAUAUGUUGUUGUGAUCUGGCUAUGGUUUGUGUAGCUUUGGUAUCUUGAAUUCACUGGUGUUUGUGAACUUGGGGUGAAAUUUGUAUUUAAAAGUAGUUGCUUUCUAAAUUAGUUGAAUCGGCACAAUUUUUUUAUAUUAGCAGCUGUUCAUAUCUCUAUUCAGAAUUCAUGGUUUUGCCUUGUUUAUUGACAUUGACUUGCCCAUUGUGAAUAAUGUUGUGAGGCCAUUACCAAUGGUGUCCAAAUUUCUUACAAAGAGUGAUCUGUCAUCUGACCUACUAAGAGGCACCGAGUUAAAAUCAAAACUAAAUACAUCAAAACUAUAUUUAGUAAUAAAAUAAGACGAAAGUUUGAUAAAGGAAGUUGGUGUGUUAGCAGAUUUAUGCUGAGCCCCAUCACCGGUUUUUAAUUGUUUGAUUCAGAUUUUCCCGACUGGCUUGGAUAUGGUGCAUGUAAUUAAAGUGCAAACAGAAAAGAUACACAGAAUGCAAUUAAGUACUUUGUUAUCAAACAAUUAAAGUAGCAUGCCGCUAAAUGGUUUGCAAGUACAAAACCUGGGCAAUAUUUCACGAUGCAGUACAAACAAGGUACAUUGUGCACAAUGUGCAUUUCAGUCCAUUCAUUUCUGGCCACUGAUUGAAUGCGGCAACGUAUCCAGAUGCGCGCUCGGAAAGUGCAGAGCCCCACUGCUGCCACAUUUGUGUUUUGUAUGAUUUGUUGUUGUUGCUGUGGGGCAGUGUCGCAUCGUCACAUCGACAAGCGCGCACAGAGCAGCAGUGUGAGAGACUGGUGUGCGUGCCCGUGCGACUGGUUCACACCUCCCACGGUUGGUUGACAAUGUCGAGGGUGAAAAAGCUUGUGUUGGGGGCUCAAAAGGGCAGCUCGGAAAUUGUGGGUGCGUCGUUUAAAAUUGAACGACAAGUCCUCGUGUUGUUUUACUGGAAGCCCCACUCGACAAAAACGGCUGCAGUGAUUACGCACAGAUACUGCGUCUGUCACUGGCAAGUGCGCCUGCCCUGCAGCACCCUGGCGUGUUGUCAGACAUGCUUUGUUGAUGUGUUGUAACGUGACAAUAGCCAGAGGUUUUCUUGAGGGACAAAAAUAUUUUAAGCUUUCACCUUUAAUGUAUGGCAGCAAUAUCUAACAUUUCAUUUUCUGUAUAGCUUGACACAUUUCUGCUGCAUAUUAGGAGUUUACUAGUACACCGAUUCUUACCAUAUCACAAAAAUAGAAUGUUUUGUCAUGUUCUUGUUAGCGAGUAAUUUAUUAAUUUAUCAUUCUUAUUCAAUUUGCUACUGUUAUUUAAUAUUGUUUGGCAGUUUUUUUAUGACACUGAUUUUUUUUUAAUAUUCAUGUUUUUGCCUUUUUACAUUUGAAAUAAACAGUUUAUUUUGUUAGUUGUGGAUUUAUAUUUUUUGAGCUUUAUUUAUUAACGACAUAAGACUAGCUGACAUUGAUGUUAAUUGCUGCAUGAUGCUGGUCAUUGUGCGCCAUUCUUGAGCUUUAAAUUUUUAGCUUUGUUUAAAUUUUCGUUUCAGUAAAAUUUUAUUUUGUCGGGACAUAGCGUAACGUACUACUUACAAGGCUACACAGGAAUUUUUAGCCUUAAAAAUGUAUUCUGUCACUUGCUAUGAGCUGAAUUAUAUAAGAUAUGCACAUUACAAUUUUGUUAUGCUGUAUGAUUGUUUAAACAACCUGUCCAUAUGAAAAUGUGAAUCAUACAAAUGCAAUAAAGCAGUGAUGAAUUAAACCAUU